AAACGUAAUGUCGUUCGCGGUUGCGCCAACUCGGAUAGGAUGUUGCCACUAGCAGCAUUGAUGCAUAGGCUUUUUCAGAAAAAAAGAAUAUAUUUAUUGAGGAUCCGGCACUGUUGGACGAAUAACAACAACGCAUUUUGCAACCCUUGAUUGGAAGGAACACAACGUUGCGAGAAUUUUACAUUUAGUGCAUUCUGACUGUUGACAAUGCAAAGUGGAAGCGAGCGGGUUUGCAUAAUUUUCAAGCGUCUUCUAAUUUCAGCUAGUAGGAGCAGUAGGAGCAAAAACAAGAACCAUGGCUAGGCCUCGCAGAUGCAUUCAGUCGUUCAGCAACCUGACAACAAUACAGUUUAGAAUAGGCACAAAGUUGAGGUUUGUGAGAAACUCGUAACAUUCGUCAUAUUCUUGCCAGCAGUUAGCAAGCAAACAUUGCUUAAUGGAUGGUGUUGCUAAUUAACGUUAGCUAGCUACAGUUGACUAAAUAGGUAACUAGCUAUCAGUCUAGUGUGUGUGCCUGUAUCACAUUCAGAUAAAGCAGCUAGCUAUCGGUUGCCAACUUGCAUACGAGGUCGCUACGUACGGCUAGUUAACUGUUAACCUUGGCUGAUUCCGUUAUUCUCCCUCCAAAAUACAGUAAUAGGCAGAGAAAGGCGAUUUUUAGUAAAGCGUGUGUGUGGGGGGGGGUCGCCUGUCACUGCCAGUGGGACUGGGCGUGGAACAACACUACUAGCAAGCUACAGUAGCUGGUUCCAUAGGAUUAUUUGCAAGAAGUCGUCGACUGCUGGGUGAAUGUGGGACAAAAUGGAGACGCCAACGAUUGUGUACGAUUUGGAUACCUCUGGGGGUUUAAUGGAGCAAAUUCAAACACUGCUCGCACCACCCAAGUCAGAGGAUGGCGAAAAAAGGAGUCGGAGGAGUGAAAGGGACGUUCGGAGAAAGAGCAGGGCCACCAACCACGAUACCUGUGAUAGUUGUCAUGAGGGAGGGGACCUUCUGUGUUGUGACCAUUGUCCAGCCGCCUUCCAUCUACAAUGCUGUAACCCACCAUUGAGUGAAGAAAUGCUGCCCCCUGGUGACUGGAUGUGUCAUCGCUGCAAUGUUCGUACAAAGAAGCGGGAGCAGAAGGCUGAGAGGACAAAUGGCCUGCUGGAGAGGGAGAGGCUCUUCUCCAAGUGCUCCUCCCCUGCAGCUGAACUGGAGCGGGGCACCACCACUAUUACCACCACCAUGCUGCGUCUGGACAGGCUGCCCCCCGGGGUCGGAGCAGCUGGACCCGGCCUGCGGGUGGCUGCCGUGCAUCUCGAGCGUCUGGAUCGCCUUGAGCGGCGGGUCAGCAGCCGCCCUGGCACGCCCACUUCCAACACCUCUUCCACGGACACGGACACCCCCUCGGAGGAGCAGAACGAGGUAGACAAGGAGAUGGCCAAGGCAGAGGAGGUGGAGGUCCAGGGCUCAGAAUCUGAGCAAGCCACCACCACCCCUACCUCCACACCACGGCUCCUCAAGAGGCCCUUCCAGCUGCUCAUCGCCGCCGCCAUGGAGCAGAACCCCUCGCAGUUCCAGCUGCCCAACGAACUCACCUGCACCACAGCACUGCCAGGCAGCAGUAAACGGAGGAGGAAAGAGGAGCUGAUCAUGAAGACUUUCAGAAGGCCACAGCAUGAGAUGGACCCCAACGGCCUCGUUCCUCUGCCAGUCAGGGUGUGCUUCUCCUGCACCAGGAGCUGCAGAAUGGCGCCCCUGGUUCAGUGUGACUAUUGCCCCCUGCUCUUCCACAUGGACUGCCUGGACCCCCCACUUACUGCCAUGCCCACAGGCAGGUGGAUGUGCCCCAACCAUAUGGAGCACUUGGUGCUGAACCAGAGGAGCCUGUCCCUUACCAGCCGCUGCCAGCUCUUAGACCAGUUCCAGGAUAGGAUAUCCCAGCACGCUGUCAAGGUGGGCUUCCUGCGACGGGUCCACCGACAGAAUCCCCCUGUCCGCAGUGGUGUCCACCACAAGACGAAGGUGCUCAAGGUGCCCGACGCUAUUAAGUCCCAGUACAAGAACCCCCCGGCCAUUUUGGCUCCUGCAGGGGUGCGUAACGGGGAGCUGAUCUGUAAUGGUGUCCCAUCCCAGGACUGCUCCCCUCAGCAUUUUACCAGCCAAGCGGAGCAACAGGAGUGGCUUCGAGAUGUCAUCUCGCUGCAGUGCAGCAUCAUGCGACAUUUAUCUGGCAAGCAGAAGUCCUCGUCAGACUGGCACUCUGAACAGACAAACAGGGAAAAGAAAGACAUUAAGCUCUGUGUGGCCCUAGAGGAGAACAGCUCUCUGCCCCUUGCAGAAAGGACAGCUUCAGCCCUGCCUGCCCCCUGCUCUAAGCCCUGCAGUACAUCUGAUGGCCCACAGGGGGCCCAGGUAUUGAAUUGUCUCUCGCAAGGCCAGGAGAGCUGCAGCUGCCCGGUGAGGCCAUGUCAGAACUGUCUGAAGUGCAGGAAACCCAACGGGCCCCUGGCUGAGCAGCCUGUGCAAGCCAACGGGCCAGUAGUGUGUAACGCUGCCUCUGACACCUGCAAACAGACAGAGCUCCAGCUGCACAGACUCACCUCCCCAGCCCCACUCCCAACCUCUGCUCUGGGGAUGCCAAACCACCUGAGAGGAGGGGUGGAGGUUAAAACUGAGGUCAGCCACCUAGAGUCUUGCACCCAGAAAGGUUGUCCACCUUCUUUGAUGUGUGCAGCCACAGGGCAGGACAUAAAGAGCCAGGCCCACGGGACUCCUUCAGGCAUGGCAGGGACUCAGGCCAACCCUCUGAGCUGCUGCAGUGAGCUGAAGCUCUGCCCCAGCCCCACCCCAGGUGUCCAUGUCUUCACCCCACCCAGAGCCGUCAAAGACUCCAGCACAGCAAGACAGCCGACCACCACACCUCCCGGUUUCUCCCCAGGGACAGAUCUUAAGGGCAGCUCCAUGUUCCCCAGCUCUCUCUUCCCCUUAAUAGCAGACCGGUCUGGUGGCAUGAAGGCUGUGAUGGAAGCGGAUGGAGAGAUCGAACUGAGUAAACUGGAUGAGGAGUUGGUGAAACUCCUGGCCUGGCAGAGGAUACAGCAGUUGUUCCCCCACAAAGCAACCCCAGUCCCCCAAGGCAGCGGUCUAGCUGCUUCCUCUCCUCCCACCGUCGCCCUCAAACCUCAAUCUCCCGCGCCGUGCACAGAGGGUAAGCCCCCAGUCCCCCAAGGCAGCGGUCUAGCUGCUUCCUCUCCUCCCACUCCCGCGCCGUGCACAGAGGAAGAACAGAAGGUGCAGGCGAGAGCAACGUUCUAUCCACUCAUGGGGAAGGGAGGAGCCAUCAACAUGUCUUAUAGGACCCUGUACAUAGGAGCUGGUGCUGACAUGGACGUGUGCCUUACAAACUAUGGUCAUUGUAAUUAUGUAUCUGGAAAACACGCCUGCAUCUUUUACGACGGGAACACCAAACACUACGAGCUGCUCAACUACAGUGAGCAUGGGACCACGGUGGACAACGUGCUCUACUCCUGUGACUUCUCUGAGAAGACUUUGCCCAGCCCGGCCAGUGGCCUGGUGUCCAAAGUGCAGGGCAUUGUCCGCCGCUGUAAGAUGAGGGAGCAGCAGCAGGAGGAGGGGACCGAGGCUGGGCACGGGACUGUUAUGAUGCCAUUGGAGGGAGUGAUGAGCUGCCAGCCCCAGGGAGGACCCAGGCUCUCCUGCAACUGCAAAGCCAGCAGUUCCAGCCUGAUCGGUGGCAGCGGGGCUGGCUGGGAGGGCACAGCGCUGCUCCACCAUGGCAGCUACAUCAAACUGGGCUGCAUGCAGUUUGUCUUCAGCAUUGUUGAGUUCGCCAGUAAGCAGCCUAAAGAAGAGGGAUCCACUGGCACUGCCAAUACCACCCCUGCCAAUACCACCCCCAACCAAGAGGGGGCAGACAAACAGACUAUCAAAUUCCACCAUUUGCAACUCUGUGCCAAAGCCCAAACUCUCCCUUUCUCAUCUAUUUCCAGUCAAACCUAAGGGGAGCAGGUUGUUACACAGGAAAAAUAUCUAUUUUAAUUUAUUUUGUUUAUACUUUUGCAUGAAAUGAAGUAUCUCAAAUCUGUUUAUUUAGAUUGACUUACUGAAGAGUAUUUGUCACGUAUGUUUGCCAGUCUAGUUAUACAUGUAUAUACAGUACCAGUUAAAAGUUUGGACACCUCAUUACAGGGUUUUUCUUUAUUUGUACUAUUUUCUACAUUGUAAAGUAAUAGUGAAGACAUCAAAACUAUGAAAUAACACAUGGAAUCAUGUAGUAACCAAAACAAAUUAUUCAAAGUAGCCAUCCUUUGCCUUGAUGACAGCUUUGCACACUCUUGGCAUUCUUAAUUAAAAAUUAAUUUGUAAAAUUUCUUUCCAUCUCAAUGCGUUUGAGCCAAUCAGUUGUGUUGUAACAGGGUAAAGCGGGUAUACAGAAGUCAGCCCUAUUUGGUAAAAGACCAAGUCCAUAUUAUGGCAAGAACAGCUAAAAUAAGCAAAGAGAAAUGACAGUCCAUCAUUACUUUAAGACAUGAAGGUCAGUCAAUCCUGAACAUUUCAAGA
This is a messenger RNA of Oncorhynchus gorbuscha (pink salmon), 4566 nucleotides long. Its product is annotated as PHD finger protein 12-like. The record is from RefSeq and is a predicted model, not a curated record. Gene Ontology annotation, molecular function: transcription corepressor activity; protein binding. The transcript is spliced from 13 exons. Bases 790 to 4005 code for a protein of 1071 amino acids. NCBI's taxonomy places the organism in Eukaryota, Metazoa, Chordata, Actinopteri, Salmoniformes, Salmonidae. Gene Ontology annotation, biological process: negative regulation of transcription by RNA polymerase II. Gene Ontology annotation, cellular component: Sin3-type complex; nucleus.